This is a messenger RNA of Funneliformis geosporum, 1379 nucleotides long. The record is from the annotation of a GenBank genome assembly. NCBI's taxonomy places the organism in Eukaryota, Fungi, Glomeromycota, Glomeromycetes, Glomerales, Glomeraceae.
AUGAUAUAGAAGCGGAAAGUGAUGACCAUGAGGGUUCGGGAUUAACCGCAAUCCUUGAUGAUGCUCUAUCCAGUUGCCAAGAAAUUCCAUUCAUGGCCAUUGAUAAUGAAGGAUCCAGUCAAAAGAUAAAAGGAAAGUACUGCUAUGUAUUACGUCUCUACGGUUCUCUAAUUAAUGGCCAAAAAGCGGUGGUAACACUUUUAGGUAUUCGGGUUUUCUUCGACGUUCUUGUACCGGAUGGAGAGUCACCAGAUGAUUGUGAAACAAAAGUAAGAGGUAUUCUCUCUGGUAGUAAGGUGGAGACUUUAAAAAUAGAGCAUAUUAAAGCUUUCCCUUUCCGCGGUUAUCAUACAGAAAAAAAGACAUAUUUACGAAUUUAUACGAGUGGCACUGGCAAAAGAAAGACAGCCAUGAAAGCCAUUCAAGAUAAUAAUUACGAAACUGCAUCAGAUGACUUGUACUCAUUCCACCGUAAAGUGGCAAGAGAGAAUGGAAUCCAACUUUCCGGAUGGUCUAUGCUAAGUAAUUAUAUAUAUAAGAAUAGAAUUGAUCCUCUCUGCCCGCACGCAUUCUAUACUUCUAAAAAAGAUUUUCGGCCAGUGGCAGACCUAAAAAUAAUAAGUGACCGAUUCCCCAUUUCAACUCUCUUGCGAGAUCGUACUCUCAUCCUCACGUGGGAUAUAGAGACGCAAUCCCGAGAGUUGGGUGAAUUUGCCGAAGUCCUUGAUCUGAAUCAUAAUGUUUUUAUGAUUUGCAUGACACUCCAUUGGAAAGAUGAUCCAAAGCCAUUAAAACAGAUUUGUCUUGUAGACGUUGAGACGGAACCAGAUCCGCGACGGAUUACAAUCAUUUGCGGGAAUCAAGUAAAUCUGCUAAAAGCUUUCGCCCUCUGCUGGCGAGCAUUUGCUCCUGACAUCCAAGUUGGGUUUAAUGAUUCCGAUUAUGAUUGGCGGUUCAUAAUAGAAAGGGCCUACCAUCUUAACAUUCUCGAAUGGGUGUGGGAGCGAAUGACAGGAAAGUUUGAAACAAAGGAAGAAAUUCUAAAGUGGAAAUAUCGUGGAAAAAUAGGAGCGAAAUCUGAAAAUAAUUUCAAGAAAGGAAAGAAAAAGAAUACAGACGAAGAGGAGAUCAUAUGGGGAUCGGGUGAGGAGGUCGAGGAGGAGAAGGAUUUUAUGGGAGCAAUUAAGAUCAAAAUUACUGCGGAAGAGAAUUUCUUUUCCAGUUUUCUUAAACUGCCAGGAUGCGUACCAAUUGAUGUUCGAGUGUGUCUCAAAAAACGUUACCCUCGUUCGGAAGUAGAAAAGGAAGGUUCGCUUAAAUUCUUCUUAAAAAAGUGUGGUCUUGACGCUAAAGCUGACAUGCCAUAUGAUGAAAUGUGA